Aphanomyces invadans is the source of this 1799-nucleotide messenger RNA. RefSeq lists its product as hypothetical. Gene Ontology annotation, molecular function: metal ion binding. The record is from RefSeq and is a predicted model, not a curated record. Bases 389 to 1546 code for a protein of 385 amino acids. Lineage: Eukaryota; Oomycota; Saprolegniomycetes; Saprolegniales; Verrucalvaceae. The transcript has 4 exons.
GGCGUCCACUGUCACCCAGUCGAAAUUUUUACCAGCGCACGGCACGUGCCUUCGCCGUGACAGACACCGCAGAACAGCCGCCGUCGCAAUCCAUCCACCACACAGCACAACGAUGUUGCCGACCGCCGACGUCUUUGACUGCCAGCCGCUGUCGGCGAAAACGGAAGCCGCGUUGCUGACGCAAGCAACGAGUGCGUGGAAAGGCCUCGUCGACAACGCUGUCUCGUCCGAGUCGUACCGCAUUGAAAAGGUCGUGCGAAAUGAAACGACAGGCCGGUGUGCCACGGUACGCCCAACGUCGACGUCGUCCCCUUGAUCGUUCGCCGCAACACAAUGUUCCCCGAGUGACGAUUCCAUGUAGCUGCGGAAACCGCGCGACACGAUCAAUAUGAGCCAAGAUGGCGUCGUCGCACACACCCGGACUCGCGCCACGAUCGAGCAGGCGGCUGCGUUCUUUUACCUGGACACGGCCGCGAAAGCGGAACAGUUUGCCCGCGUAAUGGACGAGCUCGUUGAAGCCAAACGGACAUUGUACACCCUCGUCGAUCGCCCGGUCGUCGACGACGGCGUGAACAAGCCGCUUGACUACAUCUCCGUCGACUGGAUGAUGAUCAAGUUCAAGAAGGGGGUGCCUGCUCGCGAUUUGUGCUACCUUGAGAUACACAAGGAAUUCAAGUUUGCCUGUCCACUGACCGGCGUUACCCGCCGCGGAUGGGUGCGGUGCAUCCACUCAGUUCGCAUGGACUGCUGCCCCGACAUGCAAAAAAAAUACGGCGUCAUUCGAAUGGAAAUCCAACGGUCUGGCCACGUUUUCAUGGAAUCCAAUGAGCCCGGCGUCCUCGACUACUACAAGCUCUACUUUGGCAGCCCCCGAGGCGCCAUCCUCGGCAAACACUUCAACAAUUUGUACCUAAAAGGCGCAAUGCGGACGUCGGCGCGGGCGAUUCUCAACCUGGACGAACACUUUACAACAGAACGGUUAAAACCUCUGCUCUCGACCCCCCUGCCCGAUGAAAAAGUCGAAUCAAAAACAUGCUCGGGGUGCCAUGCGAGGUUCUCAUGGCGAACAACAAAGCGGCUGUGCCGCGCUUGCGGCGUCGCCAUCUGCCUCAAAUGCAGCUCGUUGUGGUCCCUCACCCUGCAAGGGUCUGCCGUCAAGGUACCGCUCUGUGCCCCGUGCGUUGGCUCCAACUUGGACGCGGACAUUGAGUGCAGUAAAAUCACGUACGACGUGGUGAAUUCGAGUCGGGCGUCGUAUGAAGACGUUUCGAACUACGGCGAAACCUGUCACGGGGAAUUUGGUGUCCCGUCGUCCCCCAGCAGUGCCUCGGUCACCGUGCGAUGGACGCCUAGCGACAGCGGCCCCCUGUCAUCCCACCGAAGCUACGAUGGUCACAUGGUGAUCCAAAAUCAGUCUGAGAGUAUGCAUUCGGCGUCUGGAUCCGCCGACGUCGCCCUCUCCGACCUCAUGUGCUCCAUCGAUCAGCAAAAGUACCUCCUAAACAAGCUUCAAGUCGGUUUGGCAGCACGAGCACGGGGCUACUAGACAAAGUUUUCGUAUAUUUAAUAGAACUGGCAUUGAGGGACCACAACGACGGCGGCGAGUGGCAACGCGCAAGUUACUAGAAGCCCCCAUGUCAUGGAUCGACCAUCCAGGCGUGUUCAACACCACCAUCGGAUUUUAUGGAGCGCACGAUCUUGCGGCGACUUCUACGUGUCGAGUUGAUCAGCGCACGACACGUCCAGCGUUUUCCAAUGGCAGUCUUUAAAAUCCGUCUUGUCGGUUUUGCAAGGCACUU